AUGAAGAUGAAUAGUACCAGAUUUGGUUUUUCUCUUUUCUUCUUCUUCAUUAUUGUUUCUGAAAGGAUGUUUUUGGGCAAGGCACAAAACACGACAGUCCCAGUUGAUGUGGGUGUGGUUCUUGACAUGGAUACAUGGAAUGGGAAGAUGGGGUGGAGUUGCAUAAAUAUGGCUCUUUCUGACUUCUAUGCUUCUCAUGCUUAUUACAAGACAAGGCUGAGGCUUAACGCCAGGGACUCCAAAAGCGAUGUUGUUCAAGCAGCUGCCGCAGCUCUACACCUGAUAAAAAAUGUAGGAGUGCAAGCCAUCAUAGGGCCACAAAACUCGAUGCAGGCCAACUUUGUCAUCGAUCUAGGGGGGAAAGCUCAGGUUCCCAUUAUAUCAUUCUCAGCAACAAGCUCUUCUCUUACUUCCCUUCGAAAUCCAUAUUUUUUUCAAGUCGCUCAAAAUGACUCAUCUCAAGUGAAAGCUAUAAGUGCAAUUAUUCAAGCUUUUGGAUGGAGAAAAGUUGUGCCAAUCUAUGAAGACAAUAGUUAUGGGGAAGGUAUAAUACCCUACUUGAUUGACGCCUUGCAAGAGAUUGAUGCCCGUAUCCCUUACCGAAGUGUCAUUCCUCCAUUGGCCACGGAUGACCAAAUUGGUCAAGAACUUUACAAGUUGAUGACAAUGCAAACAAGAGUCUUCGUUGUGCACAUGUCACGCAAUCUUAGUUCUCAACUUUUCACCAAAGCAAAAGAGAUUGGAAUGAUGAGAGAAGGUUAUGUUUGGAUCAUUACCAAUGGGAUAGCCAAUUCAUUUACUUCCAUAGAACCUUCAAUUCUAGACUCAAUGCAAGGGGUAUUGGGUAUAAAGACUUACGUUUCAAAAACAAAAGUGCUUGAAGAUUUUACAAUUCGAUGGAAAAGGACAUUCCGACAAGACAAUCCAAACUUUAUCGACGCUGAAUUGGAUGUUGUCAGCGUAUGGGCUUAUGAUGCUGCAUCAGCACUAGCUAGGGCAGUUGAGAAAGCUGGCAUCACAAAUCUUGGCUUUGAAAAGACAUAUUCUUCAAGCAACUUAACUGAUCUAGAAACUAUUAGUGUCUCUCAAAAUGGACCAAAACUUCGGGAAGCAUUAUUGGGUGUAAGAUUCACAGGCCUUACAGGAGAGUUCAAUCUUGUUAAUGGGCAACUACAAUCAUCUACUUUUGAGAUAAUUAAUGUGAAUGGUAAUGGAAAAAGGGGGAUUGCAUUCUGGACUCCAAAAAAGGGACUUAUAAGGAAAUUGAAUUCAGCGAAUAGAAGCACCUAUUCCACUUCGAAGAACAAUCUAGGGCCUAUUAUAUGGCCGGGAGAUUUGAGUUCUACCCCCAAAGGUUGGGAUAUUGCAACUAAUGGGAAGAAGUUGCGAAUAGGAGUUCCAAUGAAGGACGGUUUUAGUGAAUUUGUUAAGGUGACGCGUGAUCCUAGCACUAACACAACACAUGUCACUGGGUACUGCAUAGACAUCUUCAAUGCUGUAAUGGAAAUAUUGCCAUACACUAUUAGCUACGAGUUCAUUCCCUUUGCAAAGCCUGAUGGUAAAAGCGGCGGUACUUAUAACGAUUUGGUCUAUGAAGUAUUUCUUGGGAACUUCGAUGCUGUGGUAGGAGAUACAACGAUCAUAGCAAACAGGUCUAACUUUGUGGACUUCACGUUGCCAUACACGGAAUCUGGAGUAUCAAUGGUUGUGCCAAUCCAAGACAGAAGGCCAAAAAACGCAUGGGUGUUCUUAAAGCCUUUAACUUGGGAUCUCUGGAUGACAAGCGGUUGUUUCUUUGUCUUCAUAGGCUUUGUGGUAUGGGUUCUUGAACACCGAAUAAAUGAUGAUUUUCGUGGGCCUCCCUCACAUCAAAUAGGGACAAGCUUAUGGUAUGCCUUCUCCACCAUGGUUUUCGCACAUCGGGAGACAGUGUUAAGUAAUUGCGCUAGAUUUGUGGUGAUUGUAUGGGUUUUUGUUGUGCUCAUACUCACUCAAAGCUAUACUGCGAGUUUGACAUCACUCUUAACAGUUCAACAACUACAACCAACUGUUACUAAUGUCAACCAGCUUAUUAAGAAUGGGGAGUAUGUUGGAUACCAACGAGGUUCUUUUUUUUUCGGAAUCUUAAAGGAAAUGAAGUUUGACACAAGCAAGUUGAAGGAAUAUAAUUCUACAGAAGAAUGUGAUGAACUUUUGUCCAAAGGAAGUGCAAAUGGCGGUAUAGCUGCUGCUUUUGAUGAAAUCCCCUACAUGAAGCUUUUCCUAGGAGAAUAUUGCUCAAAGUAUACCAUGGUUGCAUCGAUAUACAAAACUGAUGGCUUUGGCUUUGUUUUCCCAAUAGGUUCCCCUUUUGUAGGUGAUGUUUCAAGGGCAAUCUUAAAUGUAACUGAAGGAGAGAAAAUGAAAGAGAUUGAAAAGGCAUGGCUAGGGACAGAAUCCAAUUGUCCAGAUUCUAGCACCCAGUUUUCUUCUAAUAGUCUCAGCCUCGCUAGCUUUUGGGGCCUAUUCCUCAUUGCCGGUGUUUCUUCCUCAUCAGCCCUAAUCUUCUCCGUGUGCAUGUUCCUUUACAAGGAGAGGCCACAAAUCUUGAUACAUUUUGAUUCAGAAGGCUCAUUAAGGAGAAGAAUUCAACAUACAUUGAGAAUCUUCGACAGGAAAGACCUCACCUCACAUACUUUUAGAAGGAGAGCACUUGAAGACAAAAAUGGCAUUGAUGUGGGGACAAGUGAGCCUUCGCCAAACAUUAAUUUCCCACCAACUCCAUCAAGCCAUUCGACACAAGAGGAAUCCCACUUUGCUUUUAUGGGACAUCCUGGAACGCCUUCUAGAGAAUAUGUUGAUCUUAGUCCAAACGGUCAAGUGUCUCAAGCAACAGCAGUUAUUAAGAUAAUUUUCCACCCAAAUCAAGACAGACCAAGAACCCCAGAAGUAGAUCAUCAAAGUAGUUAAUAGUCAUUUUCACUCUAACAUUAUAAUGAC
Messenger RNA from Corylus avellana, 2979 nucleotides. RefSeq names its product glutamate receptor 2.8. Lineage: Eukaryota; Viridiplantae; Streptophyta; Magnoliopsida; Fagales; Betulaceae. The record is from RefSeq and is a predicted model, not a curated record. Gene Ontology annotation, molecular function: ligand-gated monoatomic ion channel activity. Gene Ontology annotation, cellular component: membrane.